Molecule: messenger RNA, 494 nt
Organism: Limulus polyphemus (Atlantic horseshoe crab)
Lineage: Eukaryota; Metazoa; Arthropoda; Merostomata; Xiphosura; Limulidae
Exons: 2
Coding region: 45-494 (149 amino acids)
Biological process (GO): sulfur compound metabolic process; N-acetylglucosamine metabolic process
Molecular function (GO): N-acetylglucosamine 6-O-sulfotransferase activity
Source: RefSeq, a predicted model, not a curated record
AUGAAAUUCGAAAACAAUGGAAUAAGAAAAAAUAGCAGUGGAGUAUGCUGCUUACUUGGCUGAAACCUUUUCGGUUACUUCACGUAACACGGCUAGUGGCAGUUACCUACUUAUUGAUAUCGUGUUUUCAGGUAAUCGUACUUAAAAUCGACAACAGGCACUUUUUGGCUGAAGAACACAAUAAAUGGAAAUCUGUGAAUAGAAAUGAUCUCACGACACCAGUGGCUGCUGUGGAAAAGUUUCCAUCUCCAGCGAGCCAAGUGAAGCCAGUUAUUGUACUUCAGACUUACUGGAGAAGUGGUUCUACCUUCUCUGGAGAAAUGCUCAGCAACUAUCCAGGAGUCUUCUAUCGGUACGAACCAUUCAUGUACCUAGAUGUGUUCAGAGAAUUGGAUUCCGAACAAACAAAGAAUGCAAUAGAAACGUUACGCCACCUGUCUCGCUGUGAAUACCACAAUGUUGACGAUUUCUUUCAACAGGUAGGCAGGGAUUAG